AUGAAGCUCCAAACUUUGUUCGGCGUCGUCGCUCUUGCCCUUACUGCUCAGGCUAGCAGCAACAGCACCAAUAUUCCCGCCACGCUGCAGGACCGGAGAGGUCUCGCUUUCACCCAUCACCCUCGGAGCUGGCUAAAUGGAACGUCUAGAGACAUUCCGUCUCUCAAUAAGCGGAAUGGGACGGUUACUCGCAGUGUCAACAAUGGAACUUUGCAUAACUAG
Molecule: messenger RNA, 222 nt
Organism: Aspergillus affinis
Lineage: Eukaryota; Fungi; Ascomycota; Eurotiomycetes; Eurotiales; Aspergillaceae
Exons: 3
Coding region: 1-222 (73 amino acids)
Source: RefSeq, a predicted model, not a curated record